Messenger RNA from Chrysoperla carnea, 6844 nucleotides. Its product is annotated as centrosome-associated protein 350-like. Gene Ontology annotation, molecular function: microtubule binding. Lineage: Eukaryota; Metazoa; Arthropoda; Insecta; Neuroptera; Chrysopidae. The transcript has 10 exons. Gene Ontology annotation, cellular component: centrosome. The record is from RefSeq and is a predicted model, not a curated record. Bases 83 to 6844 code for a protein of 2253 amino acids. Gene Ontology annotation, biological process: microtubule anchoring.
AACAUACCCAUGCGUCAUCACAUACAAAAAAUGGUCUCAAAUCUAUCAUCAACAUUAAUUAUUCAAAGAAAAACCAUCAUUUAUGGAAUUGUAUAAGAAAUUGCGGAACAAAAAAUUACUAAAAUUUAAUAGAAGUAUCAUAGAAACUUCAAAAGUUAUGCCUAUGAGUUCAACAAAAAUUCGUUCAGUUAAAACUGUAAAAAUCAAUUUUGAUCAUAGCAAUUUAAUUGCGCCACAUCCACGAAUAUCAUCUCAAGAAAACAUAAAUACUCGACGCAGUACUGUAAGAUCAUCGACCACAAGUAAUUCAGAUAAAUCAUUACACAAAUCAUCGAAUCCAAGUUUAGAUUAUUACUAUUCAACGAAUAGUCAACGCUCGUGUCAUAGUGAAAGAAAUCGAUACAAACCUGACAAAAUAAUCUAUAGUGCGUUUACAAGUGCACGAACACCAUUGUCUCCGAUCCAAAGUAUUAGUUCUAUAAACACCAUCCAAGAUGAAUCGUCAACCAACAAUAGUACACGACGAUCACAUCAAAAGCGAUUAAUCAAAGAUGAAAAUAAAGAAAAAGGAAUAAUUAAACAAAAUAAUGAAAAUGAUAGUUUAUUUCCAUCAGUAUCUCGCACAAAUGAUGUAGAAGUAAGUUCUUCAAUACAACCAUCUGUAAUAAUUGAUGAAAUUGAAAGAAAAUCAAAACAAACAAAACUAGAAAUUGAAAAUUUUAAAAGUGAGUUAGAAAAAUUAAUUAGUAGUAAUAUUACUUUGAAAGAAAAUAAAAAUGAACCUGAAAUUAUCACAAACAAACAAGUUAAAAACAUUGACGUCAGCAAAGAAAAUAUGGAAACACAACCAAUUCCUACUAAAAUUAGUACUAAUAAACAUCCACUCAAGAAAAAGUUAUUGCAACCUGUUGUGGAAACACCAAAAGUGGAAAAAGUCAUACAUUAUGAUCCAAAAUCUGCUAGGGAAUAUAUGAAAAAACAAAAAUUACAAAGACAAAAUAAAUUAAAAGAAGAACUACGUUAUAAGAUCGCUUUAAAAGAAGAACAACGUCGAAAAUUAAAAGAGUUACAGGAAAAAACGAUGUACAAUAAAAAUAAAUCGAAACCAAUGAAAAAGAAAAAAAAUAUUACUGAAAAAUGUCAAAAUAUGACAUCAUUGAAAGGAACAUUCGUUUCCGAUUCAAAACAAAACGUUUGCUCAAAUUCUAGUCAAAAAAUUGAUAGCAUCGAUGUUUUAGAAACAAUCCGAUCAUCAACUAAAAACGAAAUUGCGUUAGUAACACCAAACUGCCAUUUAUUAACCGAACCAUCUUUGGAAGAACGAAAUUAUGCAGCCACAAAAAUACAAUCUACGUAUAAAGGUUAUAAACAACGUGCUCGAUACCGAGAAAUAUUACAAAAGAAACGCACAGAAGACGCUGUUAAAAAACAACAACUUGAAAAAAUGAAAGCAGAAGAAUUAUUAAAAAAUUCUGCAAUUAAUUCGAAAGAAAAUGUACCGUCCUGGUUACAACCUGCCACUUUAAUGCCUUAUCCAUAUAAUUUUAUAACGGCUGUGAAACAAAAAAUUAACUUAGCACUUUAUGGAUAUCAAUAUCAGAAAAUACAUAGUUCAAGUACGAAUCUUACCUCGACACAACACACUAAGGAGCCAUCGUAUACCGAAGAAUUUGUGGAGGAUACAAAUGAAUCGGUUUCGAAAACGGAUAACUUAUUUCCACAUGGACUUGAUGCUGAAUCAAUUCAUUCAGAAAUUAAAUCAAUGCAAAGUAUAGUUUCAGAAUUGAAAUUAGAUUUACGUGGUAUCAAUUCGGCAACAAAUAGUGAAGAUUAUUAUUCGGGAAUAGUUGAUGAAAACGUUAGUGUCCAAUCAAAUAAGAAAUCGACUGAAAGUAGAAAAUCUUUAAGUGUACCAGUUAAGAAAUCAUCACUGCCAAGUCCAGAAGGAAGCCCGAAUAGUACCGGACAUGAUAUUGAAAGUGCUAUACUAAGUAUAAGUGCCUCAGAACAUAUUCCGUUCCAGCCGUCUACUCCAUUGUCACAAGCUAUUUCUACAAACAUAGACCAGUCUUCUAUAUUUGAUGAUAAUAUACCCAGCAACUCAGAAACAAAUUUCAAUUUAUUAAAGAAAAAUAUUGAUAAAAUUGUUACAAGUAUAUCAGAAACAUCAUCUAGUACUACUCCAGCCAGCAACAAUUUAUCAAAUCAAUCGAAGAAAAGUAAUAAUAAAAUUGUUAACAGUACUUUAAAAAUACCAUCAUGUACUAGUUCUAUUAGCAAAAAUUUAUCAAAUCAACAAAAACCAGAAAGCAUUUAUACAACACCACAUGAUGAAAUUCAAGAAAACAGCGAAAGUUCAUCUAGUCCUCAUUUAACAGCCGCAGAACAAUUAAUUCGACCAAAAGAUAAACUUAAUAUUAACACUGCACUUGCACAAAAUAUAUCAAAUGUAAAAAGUAAUGUAGAGAGAAAACCACAAGAAAUUAAUUUGAAAUUUGAAGCUGAAAUUAGAUUAUUAGAAACAUUUAGAGAAUCUUUAAAACAAAUUGCAGCCGAUAAUGCGGUUUUACUUCGUCAAUGUAUUCAAAAUGGCCAAGAAGUAAAUCGCAGUAAGAAGAGAAUCUCGUCAGUAAGAAGAGAAUCCCACGAAGUAAAUUACGAAUCAAAUGAUAAAAUUGAUUCUUCAAUGAAAAUAGUACAAACUGCUCAAACAGAAAAUACCUCGGAACACAUUCCGUCCAUUCCAUUAGAAGAAAAUAAUACAGACAGUAUUAAAACCAUAAGUUUUAAUGAUACAAAUAUAACGACUGAUAAUACAAAAACUACUACUAAAACUUAUAAUGAUAAGAAAUUAAAUAAAACUAAUAAUAUUUCGAAGAAAUUCGAAGAAAAACUUCCAUUUAUUAAUUAUAAACGUGGUUCGGGUGAAGUAAGUAAGGAACGUCAUAGUGAAAAAAAAUUUAAAAAGAGUUCAGAUAAUAUACACGUUACAAAAAUAUCCGAUGAUAGUUCAUCUAAAACAGACAGUAAAGUCGCAAUUGAUUUAGAAGUAUACAAUGGCGGCAAUACAAAUGGAUUUUCAUUAGAAAUGAUUGAUCAAGAAAUUCGAAAUGAAGAUAUUCAUUUAGAACACUUUAAAACAUUGUUGAAAAUUCGUGAAAAAGCUUUAAUUGAUCGAACUAAAGGAGAGUUAGCGUGGUUGGAGAUUACUAAAAAGCAAUUAAAGGAAAAAGGUAACAUUGUUCAAGCAUCCGCCAUUAAGAAAAAGCAACGUGCUCUAAUAUUACGACUUCAACAGGAGAAAAAUGAAAUGGAAAGAUUAAAGUUAAUGCACAAAGCGUCAUGUGAAGAAAGAAAAAUAAUGUUAAAGGAGCAAAAGAAUUUAAUAAAAAAGAAUUUAUCAACAAAAGAUAUGUUAAAACAAUUAAAGAAAAGUCGAGCAAAAGAAGUGAAAAGUACGGGACCCAUGAAAGUUUACGACGUAAAACAACAAAGCAAUGAAUCGGUAAUAAGUGCAUACGAUGACCCAACAAGUCAACAAUCUUAUUCCGUCUCAGAAGAAUUCAGUAUUCGAUCUCGUUCCGUUGUUAACGGUCAAAGUGAGAUUCAAUCAGAAGUUGAAUCCAUCGAUUAUCGUAAAAGUGUCACGGUUCGUAGUACGAAAAGUUCAAUGAUAAGCGACCCCGACAAGUUAAAAAAAUCAUUACUAAAAAAAGAAGAAGAAUUGAAGCGUCGGCGUGAAAGAGUUGAAGAAUUAUUACAAUGGCAUCAGCGACUUACUGAAGAAGAAAAACAAGUUGCUGCUUUAGAAGAAGAAGCUAGACAAUUAACAUUACGAAAUGAAGGUGACGAUAUAUUAUACUCAUUUUCUGGAGUAUAUUUAAACACAAUUUGGUUCAAUAUAACACAAAAUAAAGAAAAGAAGUAUGAUGACAGUAAACGAUACUUUUUAUCGAAAAUUGAUAUUGAUAACUUUUAUGAAGAUGCAAAAAAAGAAGUUCUCAGAAAGAUGAAUAAUCUAAAAAAUGUUCGUUCAUUAAGUCUUACGUCAUUUAAUUUAGAUAAUCCUAUGAUUGCCGACAAAUCAAAUGAAACAAAACAAAGAAAUAAAUUACCGACUGUAGUACAAGCCAUUCCAUUGCCGAAAAUAGUACCAAUAUCAUUACACAAAUCUGAAAUAUCAGAAAAAACUAACGAAUUAGAUCGAAGUAGUGAUAAUACAUCAAAAAUAGACAGCGAAUCGAUAACAUUAAAAUCUGAAAUAAAAUCAUCUGAUGAAGUUUUGAAACCUGAUGAAUCGUUAAAAACGGUAGAUGAUUUAAAAUCGCCAGAAAAAGAUUUAUUGGAAGUAUCUGAAGUAAUCAGUUUACAUGAUAAAACGAUUACUAAUUUUGAAGAAAUACCUUCUGAAUUAGAUGAAUCUAUUCAAGACGUAAAUGAUACUGAAAUACCUUCCCAAUCUCAAGCUGAGUUUGAUAUUUUGAACCAAGAUAUAGUCGAAUCACCUAAAGAUUUAUCAGAAACUGAUCUUAAUAAAAGCAAUAUUUCCAUUUCAAGUAGAAAAUCAUUAAGUGAACAAUUUUUGAUUAGAGAAGAAACAAAUGAAAGAAAUUUUCAUAAAUUGUCGAGCUCAAUCAGUAGUGAUAGUAAAAAAGAUGAAUCAGUCCAUUCUUCCGAUUCAAAAUCCUUAAAACUAAGUGAAAAUAUUCAAUCUGACAAAAUAGAGUCUAAAAUAGAUCAGAUCAGUCCACCAGAAUAUGUGGAUACGUUAGAAGAAAAAAUUUUGUCAAUAAAAUCUCUCUCGAAUGUAUCAUCAGAACAUCCACAUACUUCAGAAGGAACUAACAUAGAGAGCAUGUCGAAAUCUAAAUCUAUAGAAAUAAAUUUAUCUAAUAUUGGCUUGUCAAUAAAAUCUCUCUCGAAUGUAUCAUCGGAACAUCCACAUACUUCAGAAGGAACUAACAUAGAGAGCAUGUCGAAAUCUAAAUCUAUAGAAAUAAAUUCAUCUAAUAUUGGCAUAGAAAAUCUUAAUCAAUCUUCUAACAGCUUAGAGAAUAAUUCAAACGUAAUUACAGAAAAUGAAUCGGAAAGAAUAAAUAUUUCAAACGAAAUCGAAGUAAUCAAUAGCAGUUCAUCUAAUAGUGCAUUAGAAAUCGAUGAUAUUUCAAAUAAAUCAAUAAAUUUGGAAGAAAAUGAAUUCGAGGAUCAUUCAAAGAAAAGUGUCUCUGAUAAAAUAAUCGAAAGUAAUUUAUCAAUUCUUUCACCACAAAAUGAUAUUAAUACUGAUAUAUCAAUUAGAUCCGAUGAAAUAAUAACUCCUGAACUAAUAAAUAAUUCAUCAAAAAGUGUUAACAGUGAUAAUAAUUCAGAGAAACACUUUGAUUUAUCAGAGAAAAGUACUGAAUCACCAUUAAAUAAAUCUUUAAAGGAUGACGCAUCUAUUAAGUCAAUAAUCAUAGACGAUGACGUGAAUUUAUCUAAUGAACAUUCAAGUGAUAACAAAACAAAAUCUACGCCACAUUAUUUAAAUAAUUCUGUUAGUAAAGAUUCAAAUAUUAGCGAUGAAAUCAAUAAUAUUACAAACGGAAAUCUUGAAAAUUCAACUGAAAAUAUUCUAAAACCUGUUGACGAAUCUAGUGAUAUUGAAAAUAUCGUCGAUGAUCAUCAUAAAGAACACAUUUCAAAUAAGAAUGAUAUAACAGUGAUUCCUACAGAUCUCAAUGAUUUCACCCCAAAUUAUUCUCAAGAUGAAGAAAGUUAUACAACAUCAAAUCAUUCGAAAGAUAGUGUAUCAAGUUCCGAUUUUAAUUUAAUAUCUGCCACCGAUUUAGAUUUAAAAUUUGAUGAAUCAAAGGAUUUUGAUGAUAUUUUACCAUUAAAAAAUGAUAUUACAUUACUUGAAAAUAUUUCAAUGCCAGAAGUUGAUAUUACAUCGAAUAGUUAUGAUGAUACUGUAGAAUGUAAUGUAUCGAAUGAUACAUUUUUCGAUAAGGAAGAAAUUGAAGAAGAUAUUGUCAUUGAUGCAGAUAAUUUUGAGUCAACAGAAGUUGAACAAACGUCAGUUUCUGAUUAUGGAAAAUCGUCUACAAAUCAGUUGAUAGUAAAUGAAGCUGAAGAAUUGCUUAGAAAGCAACUAGAAAUAGAAUUGGAGAUAAAAGAGCUGGAAAAACAACAACAAUCAGAAAUUGUUCCAUAUGUUUACGUACGGGAAAUUCCCAAUAAACCACCGCCACCAUACACUCCGCCUACACCAAAAUUAGAUAAAUACACGAUUCCAUCAUCUUCAGAUCAAUUAACAAGUAUUUUAAUGAAAACUAGUGAUAUUCUAUAUACAGCAUACACGAAUAAUUCAUUAGAUAGUAUUGAACCUUCCACUGUUUUCGAGAACAGUGAUAACGAAAUUGAAAAUAAUUAUAAUCGAUUUUUAUUCGAUUUAUGUAAAGAAAUUACUUUCAAUUUCUUUAUUACAAACACAACCGAUGAAUAUGUACCAUCUUGGAUGAAACCAACUUGUAAAAAACUAUGCAUACAAAAACAAAAUAAUAAAAUGGAAUUGGAAAAUUUGAUUAUAUCGAAAGUAAACGAAUAUUUAGGAUUUUGUGUGACACCAAAAAAAGACAAUUUAAUUAUAUGUUGGAGUCGUAAGAAACGUGAUCACGUUGAUGAAUUAUUAUUGAAAGAAUCUCAAGCUGAAGAAUCUGAAUGGACCAAUUUUGAAAGUGAUGAAGUAGCCGUUAAAAAUGAACUAACAUCAGAUAUUUUUGAUUUAUUGUUAAACGAUACAAUAUCAAUUAUGCGUAAAAUAAAUAUUUUAAAGUAUUAUCAACUGUUAUCCGAAAAUUAA